AUGACUUUAGAGGGUGGAAUUAAAGUGGCUAUAGAUCGCGGUGGAACAUUCACUGAUGUUCUUGCUAUCAUUCCAGGAAAAAAAGAUUAUGCUUUCAAAUUACUCUCCGAAGAUCCAUCUAAUUACGAGGAUGCAAAUAUUGAAGGAAUCAGAAGGGUAUUAGAGUGGGCUACUGGAAAGUCUUAUCCAAGAGGUCAACUUUUGGAUACAUCAAGUAUUUCAAGUAUUCGAUUGGGAACUACAGUUGCGACUAAUGCUUUGUUGGAAAGAAAAGGUGUUCCUACAGCAUUGCUUACCACAGAAGGAUUCAAAGAUCUACUUCAUAUUGGUAAUCAAUCUCGUCCAGAUUUGUUCGAUUUAAAUAUCAGAAAACCAGAAGUUCUUUAUAAGUGCGUAGUAGAGGUGGAGGAAAGAGUGACAUUGCCUGCUUACACAGAAGAUGCAUCAGGAUACACAGCAGACGAUUUGACUGAUGGUAGCGAAUACGUACUCGCAACGACCAAGGAAGUAGUUCAAAUUGUGAAGCCCCUAAACGUGGAUAAGACGAGAAGACAGUUACUAGAACUAAAGGAAAAUGGAAUUGAUUCGAUUGCCGUUGUACUUAUUCAUGGAUACAAUUAUCAGGAUCAUGAGAAAAAAAUUGGGGAGAUUGCAAAAGAGAUUGGCAUUAAAAAUAUAUCUUUAUCUCACGAAAUCCUUCCAAUGAUAAAGGUAGUUAAUAGAGGUCAUUCUACAUGCAUUGAUGCUUAUCUUACUCCAAUAAUUAAGGACUACAUUUCAAGCUUAUUAGCUGGCUUUGAAAAAAAUUUUGAAGAAAACACUAGAAUUGAGUUUAUGAUGUCUGAUGGAGGUUUAUGUCAUUACCAAAAAUUCACUGGCUUAAAAUCUUUAUUGUCAGGACCCGCAGGUGGUGUUGUUGGUCAGGCCCUAACGUCAUUUGAUAUCAAGGAUGGUACACAUACUGUUGGGUUUGAUAUGGGUGGUACUUCUACGGACGUUUCUAGGUAUGCAGGCGAAUAUCAGCACGUAUUUGAGACAAUAACUGCUGGUAUUAAAAUAGCUUCACCACAAUUGGAUAUCAAUACAGUUGCAGCGGGCGGUGGUUCCAUUUUGUCAUAUGAAAAUGGGAUAUACACUGUUGGGCCUGAGAGCGCAUCGGCACAUCCAGGUCCCGUUUGUUAUAGAAAGAAUGGAAAUAAAUUAACAGUUACAGAUGCCAACUUGAUGUGUGGAAGAAUUUUGCCUGAAUUUUUUCCUAAAAUAUUCGGCCCUAAUGAAAACGAAGCUUUAGACAAAGUAGGUGUGGUAAAGAAAUUUGAGGAAUUGGCGAGUCAGAUUAAUUCUGAGAAUCCUCAAAUGAAACCUAAAACAGCUAUUGAAAUUGCUUUUGGAUUCCUCAAGGUUGCAAAUGUUGCAAUGGCCAAGCCUAUUAGACAGCUUACCGAAAAUAAAGGAUAUGAUGUUACAAAACAUAAUUUAGCUUCUUUUGGUGGUGCUGGUGGACAGCACGCUUGUUCAAUUGCAAAAACACUUAAAAUAAAAAGGGUAAUAAUUCAUAAAUACUCUUCAAUUUUGUCAGCUUAUGGUAUUGCAUUGGCUGAUGUGGUCCAUGAGUCUCAGAGACCUACUUUGUGCUCAUAUACUGAAGCUUCUAAAGCUCAUUUACUUAAAGAGUGUGAAGACUUAAAGAAGGAAGUAGCUCAAGAAUUAGAGGAUCAAGGAGUAGAUAGCGUGAAUUAUCAAAUCUUUUUUAACAUGGGGUAUAAGGGUUCUGAUUCUAAGUUGAUGAUAUCAGAGAACGCUAAUGAAGAUUUUUUAACAACCUUUUAUGCAAAACACCAAAGAGAAUUUUCAUUUAAUGAUAUGGAUAGAGAAGUGAUUGUUAGUGACGUGAGAGUGAGGGGCAGUGGCAAUGUGAAUAAAAUCACUGAGCUGUCCCCGUUUGAUGCUUUAGAAUCCACCAAAACUAAGCGCGUUGCUGAUGGAGUAGAGAGACUCAAAUCUCCUGUCUACUUCGACGACGGCUUUAUUGACUCGAAGGUUUACUUCUUAGAAGAUCUAAAUGUUGGCGAUGUGAUACCUGGUCCAGCGAUCGUCUUAGAUGCUACUCAAACUAUUGUAGUAGAACCAAGUUGUGAUUUGACAGUAUUGCCAAGGCACGUAAUUAUUGAUUUGCAAGAAGAUCAGCUGGAUAUUACUUCUACCGUUAAGACAGAAACCAUUGAUCCUCUUCAACUCUCAAUUUUUUCGCAUAGAUUUAUAUCAAUUGCAGAGUCUAUGUGUACUACUUUACAAAAGAUAGCAGUUAGUGCUAAUAUCAAAGAGAGAAUGGAUUUCAGCUGUGCAUUAUUUGACCAAGAAGGUAACUUAGUUGCGAAUGCUCCUGCGGUUCCCGUUCAUUUAAGUUCUAUGUCGUUUGCCGUAAAAUAUCAAAUUAAGUACUGGGGAAAUUCUAUCAAAGAAGGAGACAUUUUGGCUACUAAUCACCCUAAAGCUAUGGGAACUCAUUUACCCGAUAUUACUAUCAUAUCACCUGUAUUCGUCGAUGGAAAAAUUCGCUUCUUUGUCCUGUCAAGGGCUCACCAUGCUGAGAUAGGUGGAACCGUUGCGGGAUCUAUGGAUUCGUCUGCGACACAUCUUGAUAUGGAAGGAGCAAAAUUUAUAGCUUGGAAAUUGGUCCUGGGUGGUCAGUUUGAUUAUGAUGGUGUUCAAAAAUAUUUCGUGGAUGAUCUCAAGACAAUACCUGGGUCUUCUCCUACUAGAAAGAUUGAAGAUAACAUCGCUGAUUUAAAAGCUGAGAUAGCUGCAAAUCAAAAAGGUAUUUGUUUACUCUUAGAUCUUUGUGACGAGUAUAAUACCGAACUAGUAUUAUUUUACAUGAAAGCUAUUAAACAAACGUCAGAAUUAGCAGUUCGGAGAUUUCUUAAAAAUAUCGCAAAAGAAAACAAGCAUAGAUUACCUCUUAGGGCAAUUGAUUUUAUGGAUGAUUGUGCAAAAAUCCAAUUGGAAAUUGACAUUAACGAAAGUGAUGGAUCGGCUGUUUUUGAUUUCACUGGUACAUCCGAGGAAACUUUUAACUGUUUCAACGCACCUCAAGCAAUCACUUUUGCUUGUAUCACAUAUUGCUUAAGAACUCAUAUCACUAAUGGUGAUCUCCCUUUGAACGAAGGUGUAUUAGCACCAAUUAAAGUCAUCAUUCCAGAAGGAACUGUACUUAAUCCGAGUGUAACGGCCGCAGUCUCAGGUGGAAACGGAAUAACGUCACAGAAAAUAACUGAUACUAUUUUGAAAGCUUUUGGGACUGUUGCAGCAUCUUAUGGAUGUAUGAAUUGCCUAUGCUUUGGCCAAGGAGGAAUUGACAAGAAUACUGGUCAAAUGAUAUCUGGCUUUGGAUUUUGCGAAACUAUAGGAGGUGGAUCUGGUGCCGGAAAAGGCUUCAAUGGGUUCAGUGGAACUCAGUGCCAUAUGACAAAUACAUUGAUGACAGACCCUGAAGUUUUGGAGCAGAGAUAUCCUGUCAUCUUACGCCAAUUCUCGAUUAGAAAAGGUAGUGGUGGCCGCGGCAAAUGGAACGGUGGUGAUGGUUUAAUACGUGAGUUGGAAUUCACAUCACCUUGUCAUGCUUCUGUUUUAACUCAAAGAAGAGUGUUCGCUCCUUAUGGUAUGGCUGGCGGUGGCGAUGGGGCUCGGGGUCAAAAUAAACUAGGAAGAUAUGAUAAGAAUAGAGGAUCAAUUUUUUGGAAGCAUCUUGGUUCAACGGCUGAAAUUGAGCUUCAGAUUGGUGAUAUUAUAAAAAUAUUAACACCUGGUGGAGGUGGCUACGGUAUUGUCGAUGAGGAAUAUAAAGAAACUUCUGAGAAUACUAGAAAAGAACACUAUCCAGCUGCGGGAGGAUCGUGUGCUCUUCUUCAAGAGAGCCUUAAUUGUUCACAAUAA
Priceomyces carsonii is the source of this 3936-nucleotide messenger RNA. RefSeq lists its product as uncharacterized. The coding region runs from base 1 to 3936 and encodes 1311 amino acids. Gene Ontology annotation, biological process: glutathione metabolic process. The record is from RefSeq and is a predicted model, not a curated record. Lineage: Eukaryota; Fungi; Ascomycota; Pichiomycetes; Serinales; Debaryomycetaceae. Gene Ontology annotation, molecular function: 5-oxoprolinase (ATP-hydrolyzing) activity. Gene Ontology annotation, cellular component: cytosol. The transcript has a single exon.